This is a messenger RNA of Paramisgurnus dabryanus, 2579 nucleotides long. RefSeq names its product dual specificity phosphatase 26 (gene dusp26). Gene Ontology annotation, molecular function: MAP kinase phosphatase activity; protein tyrosine/serine/threonine phosphatase activity. The record is from RefSeq and is a predicted model, not a curated record. Gene Ontology annotation, biological process: protein dephosphorylation; negative regulation of MAPK cascade. Gene Ontology annotation, cellular component: cytoplasm. Lineage: Eukaryota; Metazoa; Chordata; Actinopteri; Cypriniformes; Cobitidae.
GCUAUACUCAGCACGUAUUUGACAUGGAGUUCCCUAUUACCAUUGCAAUAUUUUAAUAUCGUGCAUUUAUUUACCAUUGAGCCGACCUGCAAUGAAACCAGACAGUGUAGGAUGUGUCGCAUGGAUGUUGCGGUGUGAAUGCAGCGGUUGGGUGAAAUACUAAUGGCAUGCACGUGUGCUUCCGCAGAUAUGGGAAUCUGAAAUAAUACGGGAUAUACCAGAAAACGAUUUGAGAAAAGAUUUGGGGUUAAAUCGAAAACCGCUUCUAUAAGAGUUGUACUUGAAGUUACCGAGGAUGGCAUUCAUGUCCAGAUUGUCCCGGUCCAGAAGUAACUCCAGGUCCCCCAGCAGAAGAGGUUCGGAUAAGGGAUAUCCCAUGCUAACAAUUUCUGAACUUGAACGUCUGCUGUGCACUGGAAAAACUGCCUGUAAUCAUGCAGACGAAGUGUGGCCAAGACUUUACAUAGGCGACCAAGACAUUGCCUCAAACCGUAAAGAACUUGUAAAGCUCGGGAUCACACACAUCCUUAACUGUGCCGCGAGUAAAUGGAGACGGGGGGCAGAGUAUUACUCGGGCAUGAACAUCACAUAUCACGGCAUUGAAGCCCACGACUCGCCCGCCUUUGACAUGAGUGUUAACUUCUACCCCGCGUCUGAGUUCAUUCACAGAGCUCUUAGCACUGGAGGAACUGUACUUGUACACUGUGCUGUUGGAGUAAGUCGAUCUGCCACGUUGGUGUUGGCCUACCUCAUGAUUCGCCAGAACAUGACAUUAGUGGAGGCUAUUAAAACAGUAAAGGAUCACCGUGGCGUCACUCCGAACCGCGGUUUUCUCCGCCAGCUCAGUGCUCUGGACAGCGUACUGCACGCCAGCCGCAAUGCAACAUAAAGCCGCCGGUAGCUUUUGAACUUCUUUCCGACCUUCCUGGCCCAGGCAUUGACCUACAGUCAUGUAUGUUGUAUGGCAGCGGAGUUUAUAACUGUCCUCCUGUGGUCAGUAGAAAUGCCUUAUUACAUCAGGACCUUUAGAAAUCUGCAUAAUGCCUUAUUCACUGUAAACAUUUGUUUGUGUGGCCACUUCACUGAAAUCUUCCAGUGGUUUUUUUAACGUUUUCGUUCAAGCUGAUGUCUCAAAUGAUGAGGCUUUUAUAAAAUAUUCGAUUUUUCUGUUCUGUGGACUGGGUAAAAAACAUUUAUGCUUUGACAUUGAAGGACAGACCCGAGCCAUAUCUACUCUGGAAAAAGUGUGGCGGUACCCUUUAAAAAAGUACAUCAUUGUACCUAUAGAGUAUUACACUGUAAAAAUUUGUUUUCACUUACAUUUUUAAGUAUAAUCAACUUGGAUUUAAAAGUCAUUGCUAUUUUUUAUAUCUUAAAUAGUGAUCAGUGGCUUUAAAUUGAAUUAGCUUAACGUAUUUCAACUUUAUUUUAUAAGUUACAGCAACUGAUCACUAAAAAAUGUAAUUUAAAAUUACUUGUAAAUAAAGUUGCUUAUACUUAAAAAUGUAAGAUGUUUUACAGUACCUUAAAGGUAAAUAUUUGUACCAAAUGUAGACAUAUCUGUACCUAAAUUGUACAUAUUAGGACCUUUUAAAGGGUACCGUCCCAGUGACAGCUUUCAUACCUUAUUUCUGGGAGUGUAGAGAUCAAAAUAUCACACACCUUUCAUUUUUUAUAUUUUAAAAACUAAGAGGUCUUCCUUUCUUAAAUUAGUGCAGUGUUAUUGUGAUGACAUCAUGAUUAUGUAUCAAGUGUUUGUUAAUGGAUAUCAUGUAGCUGUUCACAUCAUCACACUAAACUAAACUAACCCAGACAGUAUGAUGUGAUCGAGAUGAUCAGUUAAUGUUUUCCCCGUGAUAUCAAACAUUAUUUGUGCGGUCAGUUUCGUCAGCUCAUUCUUUUUUGUUUGAAUUAUCGUGUGUGCUAUAUGUUGUCUGUAUUAUUAACACUUUCAAAGCUUUAAAGUGAAGUAUUCAACAUAUCUAAAUGUAUACACACUGUCUAUGGUAUUGAAUUAUAUGGUAGCUACACAAAUUUCAGCCUUCUUGUAUUAACAGAUCCAGCAAUCCUCGAGUGCAGUACACUUAAACUGUAGCUAAAUGAAUUCCAGUGAUGUAUUAUUAUCGUCUUUCUGUACAUUCGUAUUGGGGAAAGCUGUUUAUUGUAUUUAUUUGUCACAAUGUAUCACCACACUGUAUAUAUAAUCAUUCUGCAACAGCUUGGACUUCAGCUAACAACUGCCAGGACCCAAUCCACAAUAUGUGGAUCAGAACUACACACCAGUUUGUGUCUUUAAAAAGUGACACUUUAGUAGCUUAGAAAUGAGGUCUACAAGAUCAGAUGUGUAAAAACUGGUGAAACCAAACUGAAGGAAACCCUUAGUGAAAAAAAAGGUUGAGUUUUUGGUGGGAAAGAGCAGUUGGACAGAUGAUGAUGAUGAUGAUGAUGAUAAAAUGUGCAGUUUGAAAAAUAAACAACUUUGACAUUUACUUUAAGCCUGAAAAGCAGCUAAACAUGUAUCAGUGAUUUAAUCAAAGACAAAUGUAGCUUACAAUACUGUAUGUGGUCCAAAUACCACU